CUCACAUCUAACCCACACCAAAUCCACCAACUUCGUCGGUGUGGGGCAUUGGUCAGAGGAAAACGUUAGGCGCCAAACAGAAUCAAGUGACACUCACGUUAGUCUCCGGCUGAGGAAGAGUUGCGGCCAGCAAUGUCGAGAUUGAGAAGACCAAAGCUGCGUGAUGUUUGCGGCCCAGUACAUCCAUCAUCAGUCGGAUCCAUUAUGUUUGAGAAAAACAUGGAUUGAUGACGUGACGCACUGGGGAGUGGUCACAAUGGAGAAACUUCUUCCUGGUGAUUUUAUUGUGGAAUACCGUGGCCAGAUGACAGAUAAAGAGCGUGACGGGGAUUAUGUUUAUGAGUUCAGCUGGAAGAACAAGAGCUUCUGAUAAAUACGGGGCAUGGACAGUACCAAGAAUAAAAGAGGAGUUGAGUCGUCGGGGUGCAGUGACGUCUGGGAGAAAAAUCGACCUUAUUGAAAGAUUUGAGGCGUAUGAUCAUAACCUAGAUUUUAGGGGACCAGUAAUUCAUAUGCCAAAGGAACCAGUUCCAGAAUGGCCAACCUAUGGAUUCAAACAACUUACUGCAGACCAUAGGAUUUUUGUUCCGAAACUCACUGAUGAGAUGGUGCAGGCCUAUUUCACUUAUAGAAUGGCCAUGGACAAUGAAUUUACUAGGGAUAUCAAAGCGAUUUAGAAGGGAAGGCAGUUAAUCGAGUCUAUGCGGAUCAAGGCAUGUAGUGUGCUUGUCAAGGAUGGGUCAGUUUUUCUAUCUGGUCUUGUUGGUGCUGCAAUGAAAAAGAAGGUAUCAUAUGCAUAUAAGCUGCGACUCUGUAAAGAAACGGGAGAAUUUUUGAACAGCCACUGCGAGUGUCCUGCGGGUAAAGGCCCUAAUGCUACAUGCAAACAUGUUGCUGCUGUUAUGCUCAUGCUGGCCAAAUUUGUUUCAUCCGACUGUGAUCCUUUAAUACGAAAAACCUGCACAGAGAAUCUCCAGUCAUUCCACCGACCUAAAUCAGUCUACAGCGUUUCUCCUGUGAAGGCUGUCGAUCUACCUGUUCAGAAAAAGCGCAAGAUCGACAUGGAAGACCCUAUACCAGCUAAAUACAGAAAAUGUAGUGGAUAUGAGGAUCGUGUUCGCAGUGUUGUGUUAAAUUAUUGUUCAAUGUCAUCACAGGAUUUAGUAAUCAAGUACAAAUAUGAAAAAGCGGACAUCUACACAGCAGCGAAAGACCAUCAUUAUAUGAAAAAACCUUUACUGGAAUGCUGGGUAGAAAAUGCAUCAAAGCUAGAUGAUUCUCAAGCCAAAAUGCUAGAAAAAAACACCAGGAAACAGGCCGAUUCUAGUCUUUGGUUUCAAGAGAGACGGCUACGCAUUACGGCGUCACGUUUUGGAGAAGUUGUUUCCCUGACUAAACGACGAAAUAUAGAAAAACUUUGCAAGUCAUUGAAUAGCAAUGUACAACUCCACACAGCUGCAAUAAGCCACGGAAAGACAUUUGAAAGUAAAGCUAUCACUGCAUUUGAGCAGAAGUUUUCUAUGAAAGUUCAGGCAUGUGGACUACAUGUUCGACCUGAUCUUUAUUACUUAAGGGCAAGCCCUGAUGGACUGAUUGGUGAUAAUGCUCUUCUUGAGGUCAAAUGCCCAUACCGUGGAAGGGAUAAACUUGUUGCUUCCGAUUUAUCUUUUAAAUUUCUGUGUGAGAAAGAUGGAAAGAUCCAAUUAAAGCGGACUCAUAAUUACUUCGAUCAAAUUCAAGGCCAGCUUCACGUCUGUAAACGAUCACUAUGCUAUUUUGUUGUUUACACUCACAAGGAUCUUUACGUUGAAGAGAUUUCAUAUGAUAGAAAAUAUUGUGAAUUGUCACUCAUUCCAAAGUUAGAGAUUUUUUAUCAGAAAUAUUAUUUAGAUUACUUGGCGAGACAUUCAUUCUAACUGAAAACCCACUGGUUAAAUUUUCAUAACUGUAAGCUUUCAUUAGAAAUUACAUUAUGGUGCAAUGCGUGAUGCACGGAAAUACUUACUUAGCAGCAUUAAUUAACUUGUGAAAUUGUGUGACUUUAUUAUCAUAUGAAUGGAAUUUAAAUACGCGACUUCGGAGAUGCCGUGUUAUUUCUCGUGCUUGGGAUAUGCCGUAUCUCCCAAGUUGCUAUUUGUACCGUGAGAACACAAUACAGCAGUUAUCGAAACCACGAAUCAUAUCAAUCAUUUCAGUGUGGCCCCGAUUACUCAUGGAGCUUUGUUAAACUAGCGAUAUCAUGUUGAAUCCGACACCAAAAAGCGAAAUAUGUGAGUUCUCAAGUCGCGAAAAAUGUUUAUUUUAACAUCGAAAUAUGCUUUAUUUAAACACAUGUUUGUUGUUUUAUGCUAAGCUAUUUACAAUUGCGGGCCGGAAAUUAGAGAUCAUAAAACAGACAAAGAUCAGUGCUCGAAAU
Messenger RNA from Priapulus caudatus, 2416 nucleotides. RefSeq lists its product as uncharacterized. Gene Ontology annotation, molecular function: zinc ion binding. Lineage: Eukaryota; Metazoa; Priapulida; Priapulimorpha; Priapulimorphida; Priapulidae. The record is from RefSeq and is a predicted model, not a curated record. Bases 702 to 1916 code for a protein of 404 amino acids. The transcript has 8 exons.